AUGGAGCCAGCUCGAGAGGAUGGAUCAGCUACGAGUAGGGUGCGCCGAUCUCGCGCGGCUCGCGCUUGCGAGCUGUGUCGACUGAAGAAGAAUAAACCAUAUUCAUUGACAUGGAUCUUUGAUAUACCGCAGACCGCAAUACCGAAUGCAUAUAUAGGAAUUCAGACAAGUCUCGCAGGAUCGUUUAUUCCACCGAGUACGUUCUCUUUCCAAAAGGAGGUCUUCGGUAAUAGAUAUACGGGCUCACAUUUCAUUGACAGGUAUGUCAAACAACUAGAAAGACAGGUCAAGAUUUUGUCGUCGCCUGAAACAUCUGCGAGUAAAGUAGGAAUAGAUAGGCUAGGAUUUUUUCGUGAUAACCUGCUCCUAUCCUUUCAAGGAGGAUCUCCCCUAGUAACAACAUCGCCCGCAGAUGAACCGAUGACUCCACAAGGCGUCGAUCAGAAUACUCAGGUCGGUAAUACAGCAACUUCACCCUCACAGGACACAACGCAUACAUCAACAGAGGUAUCAGGGGUUAAUCGCCAUACGAAAAAUGUCGAGUUCUAUGGUGGUUCUUCUUCCAUGGCCCUCCUUUGCCGCGUUCAGAUGAACAAUCCUUGCGGUGUCUCUCACGAGGAGGGAAAUGACGACGAAGGAUCUCUUGUCUCCCAGCUUCACAACCCAGCCUUCUUUCCAUCACCGUCUGAGCGCGCAAGUCGCUUGGAGAUGUUUCCUACUAAUUCUGUCUCAUACCUUCAUCAAUGUCGAACAUUUCUUAAUGCCUUCUUCGGAUCGAUCCACUACAUACAUCCUAUUCUUGACCAAGCUCAUUUCAUAAGACGUUGCGAGGAUCUCUGGUCUGAUCCUGGCUCACAGAGCAGAAGUUUUAUGGCAUUAUACUACAGCCUUUUAUCGCUCGGGGCAUUGGUUGGAUUGCGAGAUGAAGAACCUAUUGAGGGCAUUCGAUAUCUUGACUGGAGUCGUAAAUUCUUCAACGAAGCUCGUGCUCUAUGUGGAGAACUGAGUAUGACUACUGAUUUAGAGAUGGUGCAAUGCUUUUUCUUUAUGGCCAAAAUAUGUCAAAAUGAGCUCAAUCCCCACCUGUCAUAUAUGUAUAUUGGGCUUGCAGUACGAACUGCGUUGGCAAUGGGCAUCAAUCGCAAGCCUAUGCAUAUGAGUCGGAAAUCUACAGCCUUGCUGAAAGCCGAGUCAAGAACCUGGUGGGGGCUAUAUUCUCUUGAAACCGAAAUGAGCUUCGCAAUGGGGCGCCCCGACACUCUUGGAGUUGACCUUUAUCACAAUCGUGAAUAUCCACAAAUACGCGCUGAAAAUUCUGAUGUCCAGCAGAAUCCUGAUAUGAUUGAACCUCCGCAUUGUGCCAUCAUCAAAUGCAUGGUUGACUUUUCUAGGAUAACGAGGACUGUAUGCCUAGGACUCUACUUGUCUGACUCACCUAUCCAAAGAAAUCUACUGGUCGCACAGCAAAUUGAGCAAGACCUAGAUCUCUGGCUAGACAGCCUGCCGACCAACAUACGUCCAGCAAAAGCCCUCGCAAGCUCUAGAUCACUGAAGUUUGUAAAAGAUGCACAGUAUAUGAAGAAACAGAGAUUAGUAUUAUCAAUUAGAUAUCAUAAUGUUCGAAUGCUGCUAUUUGGUUCGUUUCUUAAGAUAGAUGCCUCUAUGGAUCGACCAUCGACACCCCUGUACGAAGAAAAUAUACAGAAGUGCCUUAGAUCUGCGAAAGAAACGAUCGAGAUCAUCUAUGAAACAUAUCGCCAUCACGAUUUUUUCCGCACGUGGUAUUACAACACCACUUAUACUCUGUUUGCCGUAUCUAUUAUUCUUGUCUACAUUGCCCAAGAGGCCUCCGAAGCCGAGAAGCAGCCCUUGUAUUCCUUCGUUGAGAUGUCUAUUGAGAUUUUGGAGACUAUGGACGACUGUGUUGUGGCAAGCAAGGCCGCCAAAAUGAUACGGCGAGCCUUGACACGAGCCAGAGAUAGCAGGGCUUUGCAAAAUUAUAAUGGUCCUCAGGACAAUGCUAUGCUUGAUAGUAGACCGUUUAAUCACUUCUGGGGACCUCUCAACUUCAUGGACGGCCAGAUAGACGUGGGUUUCCCGUUUGAAGUAGGCGACAUGGAUGAUAGCCAGUAUUUUUUGGGUAAUUUUGGCCCUCCAGAGAGGUAG
Messenger RNA from Venustampulla echinocandica, 2166 nucleotides. RefSeq lists its product as uncharacterized. Lineage: Eukaryota; Fungi; Ascomycota; Leotiomycetes; Helotiales; Pleuroascaceae. Gene Ontology annotation, molecular function: zinc ion binding; DNA-binding transcription factor activity, RNA polymerase II-specific; RNA polymerase II cis-regulatory region sequence-specific DNA binding. Gene Ontology annotation, biological process: positive regulation of transcription from RNA polymerase II promoter by galactose; DNA-templated transcription. The record is from RefSeq and is a predicted model, not a curated record. Gene Ontology annotation, cellular component: nucleus. The coding region runs from base 1 to 2166 and encodes 721 amino acids. The transcript has 8 exons.